AUGCGGAUACAAAGGCUCUCGCCGGAGUCGCUUGCGUAUUUGACAGCUCUUCUUGUGAAUUUUGUUGACUCUAUGGGUGUCAGGUUUGCUGCGCCGGUCAUAGUGCCGUAUGGUCGUUGGAUCGGCGCCAGCGUCAGCACAAUCGCAACUUUCGCCACCGCGCAAGGCAUCUGCUUGAUACUCGCAAAUUUCUGGAUGCCCAAGCUCAGUGACGCGCGAGGUCGCAAAGUCGUAAUUUUCAUUUCGCUUGUUGGCAGUGCGGUUGGAUACGCUUUUCAGGGCAUAGCAUGGAGAAUAUCUGGCUUGGAGGUGUUAAGUUUCAUGAUCGGCCAGGGGCUCGCUGGUCUCUUCGGCGGAACUGCGACUGUUGUGCGUGCAUAUAUUGCUGAGCUAUCCCUAGGUGAUGCGGCCCUGCUGAAGCGGCGCAUGACCGGCCUCUUGGUCGCGAAUCAAGCUGCAGGAGUGGUGCUCGGCCCCAUCGCAGGGAGCCUUGCUUCCCUUCAUCUCCCGCUUCCUUUCUGGAUCUGUUCGGGGACUGCUCUGGUUGGCUUGCUGUGGGCGUGCAUCAAUUUCCAGGAGGUGAAGGACAUCAGGGCGGCCACCGAAGCCGCUGCCACACGCGAGCGGCCAGUCUGCGCAAUUGAUCGGGAUAUUGGUACGUCAGACCUUGGUAUUCUGCCCGUCACGAGCAGCGAUGCAGCCCUUGAGGCGCUGCAGGGCAACGAGAGCACGCACAGCCUCAGGACCGACCCGCCUGCCCAUCCACCCGGAGGCUCCCAGAGUGGAAGCGACAGUGCAGCCGAGUCAGAAACGGACUUUGAAGGCAGCGACGAUAGCGGUUCGAGCCCAUUGUGCAGCAAGGUUGCCUCGAGCCCCUGGUGCGACAAGGUAGUGCUGCUGUUCUUCACGGCGUACAUGUUUCUGUUCACUACGGUGGCAGGCUACAUGUUACUCUUACCCUUGAUGCUUAGAGAUCCAGUCUUUGGCCUCAUGACAGUGCAGGUGCCCCUCAGCGGCGAUCUGGCACUCCUUGACCUGGCCCGACUGGAAAAUGAGGCCCAGGAGGAGGAGAGCGCGGUUGGAGAAAACGCGGAGGGAAACAUCGCGAAGGCUGUCGGGCUUUUGGCCAUGCCGCAGGGUCUCCUCAAUUUGUUUUUCUCGAUGUUCGUGUUCCUUCCUCUAACAUCAAGGGUGGGGGAGACAGUGCCAUUACUCAUCAGCGGUGCUGGUUGGGCUGGCGUCUACAUCGCGUAUGGUUUCUGCUCACAACUCUGGCAAGUUGCCUUACUCAAUGCAGUAUCCGGCAUGUGCCUUGGCAUCAUCGUCCCGGCGAUCGGCCCGCUGCUGUCACAAUAUGCAAGCGCUCAUUAUGCAAAUCGGUUGGCAAAUACCAUGGCCGUGCCCCUGAUGGGCAUGUAUCUAGCUCAAGCAUUUGGGCAGCAGACCAUGGCUUUAGUUUACACGCACUGCGGUUUACAAGCUGCAUGGAUUGCUAGCGCGGUGUGUAUCAUUAUUUCUGUUGUUCUGAUUGUAUUGUUGCUUUAUCUUGUGGCAGCCCAGUCGCCGACGCCCGACAAGUCCAAACGUAGAAGCCUAUUGGAAGCAGACGCUGAUGAUUUUGAGAAGUAUGUCGACUCAUUAUUGUCGGAACUCAGGGCGUUCCUCUUGAAAAAUCGGCAUGCCCUCUGGAGUUGGCCCAUGCAGCACGUGGUGUGGGACCGCGUCACAAAUCUUGUGCCCAAGGUUCGCGAAUGGAAUGACGAGUCCCACGGGCAAGAAUAUAUUGAGGACCUGAGCGCGCUUCUGCUACCAUACCGCGAGCAGCUUCACCGGUUCGAGGAGCAGUUUCCAGAUCUGCGGCAGCGGCGCCUUCAGGAGGAAGAGCUUGACGGGGUCAGCGUGGCCGGGACCCGCAGCAUCGUUUCUAACUCGCCAAACGAGAGGCUCCGUUGGCAAGUGUCUUCGAGGAUAUCGGUCCGCACGGAGUGA
This is a messenger RNA of Prorocentrum cordatum, 1989 nucleotides long. The record is from the annotation of a GenBank genome assembly. Lineage: Eukaryota; Dinophyceae; Prorocentrales; Prorocentraceae.